GAUCCGUCACGUGGUGUAGCUCAGCUCCGCCUUUUGCAAAAUGGAGUUGUGUGAGUCUGUGCAGAGAGGGCUGCAGCAGCUCGCGGACCCCUCGGUCUUCAUCACGAGCUGCUACCGGGAGCUUCUGGAGGUCUCUUACCGGAGCCUGCUCUCCUCUCAGGCGGACCCCGGAGUCCUCGAUCAGGCCGAGCUGAAGCAGGUGGAGCGGAUCGCGCUGAAGCAGAGUCACACUGCAGCCACCACCUUCAUCCUGGAGGCGGUCAAACUCAACGCAGACAAGUCAACCAUAAGCUCCUGCCUCGAAGAGCUCACAUUCAGUGCAGAGAGAAUAGACAUUUUCUAUGAAGCACAUCAGAAACAUAAAAAAGAACUGGAGCGACUGUUAGCAAGCAUAGGAAGGUGUCCCCCUCAUAUUAACGAUGUGUCGUGGCGUCUUCAAUACCACGUGAAAAACAAUCAGGUCGAUAAGGUCAACGAGCCUUUCUACUGCAUUGCCCUGAACACUGAAAAUGAAGGAUCCCCGGAAGAUAUAAACUUCACAUGCACAGUGGAGCAGCUGCAGGAUUUGGUGGGGAAGCUGAAGGACGCGGCUAAGUGUGUGGAGAAAGCCAGUCAGAUGUGAUGCCGGUGUCCAGUUUCCGCAUGUUUCUGCUCCACAAAGCACUGAACCUCAGCAGCUCCAGCGCACUGCUUUCCUCUUUGUAGCUUAUUUUGUACCUGAGAUUGACAAGACGUGUAUGCAUGCGAGACAAUUAUCAUUCCAGCUUUUGUGUUUCAAAUAAAACUGAAAAAAAAAUACAUUAAAAAA
This is a messenger RNA of Gymnodraco acuticeps, 808 nucleotides long. RefSeq names its product COMM domain containing 3 (gene commd3). NCBI's taxonomy places the organism in Eukaryota, Metazoa, Chordata, Actinopteri, Perciformes, Bathydraconidae. The transcript is spliced from 8 exons. Gene Ontology annotation, biological process: sodium ion transport. Bases 41 to 622 code for a protein of 193 amino acids. The record is from RefSeq and is a predicted model, not a curated record.